Molecule: messenger RNA, 2050 nt
Organism: Drosophila navojoa
Lineage: Eukaryota; Metazoa; Arthropoda; Insecta; Diptera; Drosophilidae
Gene: Ugt50B3
Product: UDP-glycosyltransferase family 50 member B3
Molecular function (GO): UDP-glycosyltransferase activity
Source: RefSeq, a predicted model, not a curated record
AUGUUAGGAAUACGCUACCUGCUAAUUGUCACAUUCACCUGCCAGGCCUUGGCUGCUGAUAUCCUAAUGGCCACGAUGGGUGGCACCAAAUCCCACAAGAUUCCAUUCUGGGAACUGGCCAAAGGCCUGAUAAGCAGGGGCCACAAUAUCACGUUCCUAAGCGGAUUUCCAGCAGAUUUUCAUAUUGAUGGUCUGCAUGAAGUGACGCCAGCUAAUCUGGUCGAGUAUAUACAGAACUAUACAAAUUGGGAUCUAUUGGGUGCCAGAAUGAAUGGCGAAAUGCCCAUUAAGCCCUGGGAUGGGCUACGAUAUGCCUUUGAGUCCUGCGAUGCCAUGUUGGGUGAUGCGGAAACUAAGGAUCUAGCGAAUCGCACAUUCGAUCUGGCUAUAUUGGACGGCGCCUAUCCUGAGUGCCUGCAGGGCUUAACGCAUCUGUAUAAAAUACCAUUUAUGUAUAUAAAUACAGUUGGCUUUUAUACGGGCAGCUUGUCCUUAGCCGGAAACCCGGCCAGCUACGCAAUAACUCCCAACUUCUACUCCAGUUUCACGGAUAAAAUGAGUCUCUACGAAAGAGCUCUGAAUACCGGCAUGCAAAUCGGUCAGAAUAUAUUACACAGCUAUGUGAUGCGUCGCACUCAUCGCAUCAUGCGGGAUCACUUGGGUGCGCAUAUACCCCAUCCGUACGAUAUGUCACGCAACGUUAGCUUCAUUCUGCAGAAUGGACAUGCAGUUGUGUCGUAUCCUCGUGCGCUGAAUCCCAAUGUGGCAGAGGUGGCUUGCAUCCAUUGCAAGCCAGCACGACCCUUGCCCAAGGAUUUGGAUGAUUUCAUUUCGGCAUCGGGUGCCUCGGGCUUCAUCUAUGUAUCGAUGGGCUCAUCUGUGAAGGCUGCCAACAUGCCGGAGUCACUGCGUCGCAUGUUGGUCAAGACUUUUGCACGCCUGCCCUACAAUGUGCUGUGGAAGUAUGAGGGCAGUGCUGCCGAUAUGCAGGAUCUAACGCCCAAUGUGAAACUUUCACGCUGGCUCCCACAACAGGAUAUCCUUGGACAUAGUCAGCUGAGAGCCUUCAUCACACAUGGAGGACUGCUGAGCAUGUUCGAGACGGUCUACCACGGUGUGCCGGUGGUCACAAUGCCUGUGUUCUGUGAUCACGAUGUCAACUCGGCCAAGGCGGAGGUUGAUGGAUAUGCUAUAAAGCUGGACCUGGAGACGUUGUCCACCAACCAGCUCUACAAGUCUAUCAUGAAGGUGAUCCACGAUCCGCGCUACAGGAAUGCGGCUAGAUAUCGACAGAAUCUGCUGCUAGAUCAGCGAUCUACAGCACUGGACACAGCUAUCUACUGGACCGAGUACGUGCUGCGGCACAAUGGAGCUUAUCAUCUACAGACUCCAGCGAGAAACAUGGGAUGGUGGCAGUACUAUCUGCUGGACGUGGUUGGCCUCUAUUUGUUGGCGCUUUGCGCUCUGAUAUUAAUUCUGAGGCGCUUGGAUAUUCGAUCUGAAAAGGUGCGCAAUCCGCACUAUCCCAACUUAAUACCACCAACCAAAAAAAAGUCAAAAAAAUUAUAAAUUCGGCACAGAAAUAUUUUCUAUAAUGCGUUGGAAGAAUUCGAAUUACGGCCUGACAAAUAAUAAGUUAAAAACAAUUAAUUUUCUAUCUAAGAUAGACUUAAAAUGCUUAAGCCUAAGGUACAUUAGUAACGGGUUUAAUCAUAGAUUAAUCUAAUGCCUUUGCCUUCUUACCCUCCCUAUCUUUUGUAAAAAAUUCAAUUUCUCAUACAUAUUGUGUGUGAAUUAUUAUUUGUCGUCCAUCUAAAUUCUCUUCACUCUAUCGGAAAAAGUGCCUUGUAUAUAGUGUUUAUAUUUAUAAUGUUACACUUAAGUAGUUGUUUAAACACCAAUUUUGAAUAUGCUUAAAAGUUUUGUGCAAAAUUUAAACCAAAGUCUACGAAAAUAAUCUAUUUCUUUUUGUAUGUACGCAACGUUUUAUGUAGAAAUGACUUGGACAAUUGAAAUAAAAUAAAAUGGAAUUAAAGCUUUUCAAUUCAAA